This is a messenger RNA of Musa acuminata subsp. malaccensis (wild Malaysian banana), 1215 nucleotides long. RefSeq lists its product as uncharacterized. The record is from RefSeq and is a predicted model, not a curated record. Lineage: Eukaryota; Viridiplantae; Streptophyta; Magnoliopsida; Zingiberales; Musaceae.
UCUGGAGUCUGGAGACGAAUGGCUUCUGUUCCCAAGCCAAUGCUUCAUGGUAGGAGGCUCUUUGAGCUGCUGGAAGAGCAACAAGAGCCUUUUCUUCUGGAUGUCUACCUCUUGGAGCAUGGGUACUCGGAUAGAGCAAUGAAUCCCAGUGCUGCUGCAUUCAUGUGCUGGCAUGGCGGUGCUUGUAGGCGGCUGAGAAGGUUCAGCACCCAUGGCUGCAGGAGGAAGAGAACCGGACUUCUGAGGUGUCUGCUGAACAAAGUUGUCUACGGCAAGGUGAUCAGGAAAGCUUGGAGGUGGGAUGGUGGAGCUAUUGGCAUCGGAAGAUGGAAUGUCUUGAGAUCGUUCUUCGAGAUGAAGGGCAAGAACAAUGCUGUGGAGUUCCGCCGGCUGUCUUGUUCCUGUGGCACCGACGAAGGUGAUCCGGACAGAGAGGAGCAGUGGAGAGCUAUGGGCGGCUCCGAUCAGCGCAGCCCUGUGUCAGUCCUCGAGCUGCAUUCUGAUGAAGUUGAGGAAGAGGUGCCAUCAACCUCAGGUUUUGAUUCACCCAAGGACACAAAGGAAGCUCCAUGGAUCGGCUUGGAAGAGCACCCCAACACAAGGACCCAGUUCCUUCACCCACACCGUUUUCUGUCAGACUGGCUGAAGGAGGUAGAAGGAAGGCUCUCAAAAUCUCACGAAUGCCCAAGUCCAGAGAGGAGUGGGAAGAUCACCGAGGAGGGGAUGAUGAUCCUGUCACGGGAGAGUCGAGGAUGUGCUUUGGCCAAUAUAUCCCAGUUGAUAGAUGUCGAUUUCUCCGAGUCCAGGAAAGAAUGGAGCCACUUUCGGCAUGAGAUAGGAGAGGUUGGGGCUGAGAUCGAACAGAUCAUCUUUGAGGAGAUCAGCGAAGAAGCUGUGCUCGAUGUUCUUCAUCGUCACUCCACCUUGGAAAGAUGUUGAUUCUAUUCAUCAGCGCCAUGUGAAAUUUACUCGCUUACAGUAGCAAAUCUCUGAACAUAAUGCACGCCACAGGAAGACACAAAUCCUUGCUUCAUCAGCUGCUCGCUUGCAGUCUACUGGAUUGCUUCAGAACCAAUGAUGGAUUACUAGUCUAUUGUAAUACCUGUUUAAGGUUAUUGUAUGCUGAGUCUAAGAAGAAUAAGUGUCAUGUACUUUUGGUUACGAUUGAAGAUUUAUGCGAUAAGCAUCAGAAAAACUUGGUGGUGUUACAGUUCA